This is a messenger RNA of Scylla paramamosain (green mud crab), 2057 nucleotides long. Its product is annotated as protein mab-21-like 2. NCBI's taxonomy places the organism in Eukaryota, Metazoa, Arthropoda, Malacostraca, Decapoda, Portunidae. The record is from RefSeq and is a predicted model, not a curated record.
GCGCGCGGCCCGCCAGGCCCCGCCCACACUGCACCUCCUGCAGGCAGGACUCACGCAUCAGUAAUUAGCGGCGCGAGGCGGCGAAGAAGUCCCGCGGUGCCGAGUGCCAGCCGCCGCCGCCGCCGCCGCCCCGCGACAUGCUGGUGCCCGUGGAGCUGCAGGGCGCGCAGGCCCGCGUGCUGCACCAAGUCAACAAGUACGCCAGCGAGCGCGUGGCCGCGCGCCGCGCCGCGGUGGCCAAGAGCCUACGGGAGGUAGCCAAGGUGGUGCAGGACGUGCUGAAGGAGGUGGAGGUGCAGGAGCCGCGCGUCAUCUCUUCCCUGGCGGAGGUGAACGGCCGCUUCGAGGGCUUCACGGUGCUCUCGCCCACGGAGUUCGAGGCGGUGCUCUACCUCAACCAGAUGGGGGAGUUCAACUUCGUGGACGACGGCUCCAUCCCCGGCAGUGCCGUGCUCAAGCUGAGCGACGGACGCAAGCGGUCCAUGUCCCUGUGGGUGGAGUUCAUCACAGCCUCGGGCUAUCUGUCUGCCCGCAAGAUGCGCUCGCGCCUGCACACGCUGGUGGCGCAGAGCGUGGAUAAGUGCACGUACCGCGACGCCGUACGCAUGGUGGGCGACACCAGCGAGGUGCGCCUCCGCGUGCGGGACCGCUACGUGGUGCAGAUCACGCCCGCCUUCAAGUGUUCGGGCGUGUGGCCGCGCUCAGCCGCCCACUGGCCCUCGCCCCACGCCCCCUGGCCGCCGCCUAGCCUGGUGGCCGAGGUCAAGACGGAGGGCUUCGACCUGCUCAGCAAGGAGCCGCCCGCUGGGGGGCGCGCCGCGGGCGGCCUGGAGAGCGACGCCUGGGCCUUGUCCUUCAGUGACGCCGAGAACCGCCUGCUGUACGGCGCGGGGCGACGCCGCGCCCUGGCCAUCCUGAAGACCCUGCGGGACCGCCACCUGGACCUGCCAGGGGAGCCCGUGCCCGCGUACGCCGUGAAGACGCUGCUGCUGUACGAGUGUGAGAAGCACCCGCGGGAGGGGGAGUGGGAGGAGGGCGUGCUGGGGGACCGCCUGGUGGGCGUGCUGCUGCAGCUCAUCACCUGCCUGCAGUGUCGCCGCUGCCCCCACUACUUCCUGCCCUCCAUUAACCUGCUGCGCGGCGCGUCGCCCCCAGCCCUGGAGGCCGCCUCCAAGCAGGCGUGGCGCCUCACCAGGGAGCUGCUCACCAACCCAAAGAGUCUGGAGAAGCUCUAGUGGCGCCCAUCCCCGCCCCCCGCCACCCCGCCCCGCGACGGCCGCCCCUGCUGCUGCUGCUGCUGCUGCUGCUGCCGCUGCCGCCCCGCCCCGCCCCACAGUCCGCCGCCGCCGCCGCCGCGCCGUGUGUCAGCUCUCCCAGAUUAUAUUAUAAUUAUUAUCAUUAUUAUUAUUUAUGGCGCCGCCGUGGCGCUGCUGUGUUAAGCUGUGAUAUCUUUGAGUUAUGUGCGUAGUGAAGGUGUACAUAGCGUGUGCGUGUGUGUCCGUGUGCGUGCGUGCCGGCGCGUCGUGUGUGCGGGGGUGCGCGUGGGGUGCUGCCCAGGCCCGCCCACCGCCCACGCCCGUGUCGCGGUGGGCGGCGCGGUCAGGGUGCCAGCGUGGGGUGGCCCGGCGCCUGUGUGUGCGUGCGUGUGUGUGAGACACCCCGCCCCGCGUGCACGCCGCCCCUGACGUGUCACCAUUACUGUGUACCCAAAGUGUACUCCCCUCCCCCUGUGUACUGCCCUGUGUACCCCAAAGUGUGCCCUGUGUACCCCCACGCUCUGUGUACCCCAAAGUGUACCUCUCCCUCACCUGUGUAGCCUAGACGCGACUGUAGCAGAGAAGUGACCCUGUGUAGUCCAGUGGUACCCCCUUGUAGCCAAGUGUGACUCCUGUGACCCUCCCUCUGUGACCCCCUUGUGACCUCACCUCUAGACCCCACAGUGACCUCAGUCCCCCCAACACCAGCGACCUUUCCCCUCCCCCCACACUUGAUAGUAAUAACAAUGAUAGUAAUAACAGUAGUAAUAAUGAUCAAAUAAAACGUGUACGAUGAUAAGA